This is a messenger RNA of Athalia rosae (coleseed sawfly), 8775 nucleotides long. RefSeq names its product fibrillin-2. Gene Ontology annotation, molecular function: calcium ion binding. The transcript has 22 exons. The record is from RefSeq and is a predicted model, not a curated record. NCBI's taxonomy places the organism in Eukaryota, Metazoa, Arthropoda, Insecta, Hymenoptera, Athaliidae. Bases 531 to 8219 code for a protein of 2562 amino acids.
GCCGAGCUGGUCCACGAUCCAGCCGAUCGCAGCAUCCGAACCACGUGCACACGUGCAUUUAAUCCCCGUCUGAGACUUUCGAUAAAAGAGAUAGAAAAAUUUCAAAGAAUAAAAUCGUAGAAUAAUUUAGUUUUAAGAAUGAAAAUUACGUAAUCGAGUGACGCUGACAAUGUUAACAUUGGUGAAAAUAAUUGCCGGGUAGACGACCGUGAGAAAUUUUUUUUUUUUUUUCUUAAUAACUAAAAAAUAUAAAUUUGAUUAUUAAAAAAAAGGACAAUUACCUUCAUCUUGAGUGAAAGAUUUGAUUUUUUUUUUGUUCCUCUUAAUAGUAACUGUACGACACAUAAAUAGGUACGUUAUACCAUAUCGUGUACACCUAUGAGGUUGAAUAUAAUUACGCGAGAUAAUUUCUCAAGAUUUAACAUAAUCUAUAACCUAUCUCAUUCGUGAUAAGUGGAUAAAGUUUUGAAAGUGCACGGCAUCGGUCUUGCGUAUCAUAACGCGCGGUGGACUUCGAUAAAAACAAGAAGAUGGCUCUUGAUGUGCUCGUCAUCCUCUCCGUACUUGCAACAGGUGUUUUCGGAGGUUGUCCACCCGUGGAACCACCGCAAUGGGGAUCUGUAAGAGAACGGGUCCUGAAGACUGGAUCUCUUCAGACGAUCUACUCCUGCGAACCCGGUCGACGACUGAGAGGUCACAAGGUCCUAACGUGUGUUGGAAACGGCUGGAAUUAUCGAGUACCAAAAUGCAUACCGAUAGAAAAUGAUGGAGCCUGGUGGAAAAUACGAAAAGAUUUGUUUUUGGGCGACGAUCCGUCAACGGGCGACGAAUACUCGAAACGACAGCAGGUGAAGAGAAAAAUCGGAGAAUUGAAGAGAAGGAAAAUUAAAAGGAGGCUCAUCGGAAAAUCUCAGCAGUCGGAAGCCCCCGUCGCAAUCGGUGGCAGAACUGAUUUGAACGAAAUUUUAACUUCGAGGCUCGACCUCAGCUGCUUCACCAAGGCCAGAACAAGGGGCCCCCUCAAAGCACCGACUGUUGAACAUUCUCAUACCGCAAAAUACGCCAGGAAGAAAAACGCCCAUCCACCUCACAACGUUUACCUUGUAGCGGUCUACGAUUGUCACGAAGGAUUUUCUCUGAAGGAUCCGGAAAUCGACCGUCUCUUUUGUAGCGACAGUCAAUGGAUCGGAACGUUACCGGAAUGCGUCAAAGAGGCUUCAGCUCCGUCGGAAAUAAAAGUGCGACGUUGCAGCGAGGAGAGAGGUGGAUGCGAUCAAUUGUGCGAGGAUAUUCCUACGGGGGUGAAGUGUUCCUGUUUCGAAGGAUUUCGAGCCGAAGGACCCGUCUGCGUUGACAUCGACGAGUGCGCCGACGGGACAGCCGGUUGUUCGGACCUGUGUCACAACGAUCCAGGAUCUUUUCGUUGCGACUGCAAUCCCGGUUACCAGCUGGACACGGAUGCCCGAUCUUGUCAAGACACGAACGAAUGCCUUUCGAACAACGGGCACGGACCGUGCCAGGGUAGCUGCCGUAACAUGGACGGUGGCUACGAAUGCACUUGCACCGAGAUACCGGGUUACAAGUUGGCGUCGGACAAUCACACUUGCGAAGAUAUCGACGAGUGUAAGAACGGCAACGCCGGCUGUUCGCACACUUGUCUCAACACCCCGGGGAGUGUCUUCUGUCUUUGUCCCGACGGAUUCGUCCUCGCUGACGAUUGGAAGACCUGCAACGACAUCAACGAAUGCGAAAGCGAGCCACCCGUUUGUUCCGGCGAAGGGGAAGACUGUCAAAAUACCCCUGGAUCUUUCAAGUGCGUUACCCAGCCGAAAAAAAUAACAAAAAUCCUUCAGGACGAGGACUACGACGCCGAGGGCGACGACUACGAUGGGGAAUACGACGAGGAGGAUGAGGAGGGGGUCACGGAUAUCCCGGAAUACGGGGGAUGUUCGGAGGGCUUUAAGAAAAAUGAAAACGGGGAAUGCACCGACAUCGACGAGUGCGUAGAGGGUGACGAAGGUGAGCCUCACGGCUGCGAACAUAUUUGCGUAAACGAACCCGGCGGCUACUACUGUUCGUGCAAACCCGGUUACGAGAUAGAGGACGACGGACAAACUUGCAAGGACGUGAACGAGUGUGGAAAUGUACCUUCGCCCUGUUCUCACACCUGCGUCAACACCGAGGGGUCGUACGAUUGCAUCUGCCCUCCGGAAUUCGAUCUGCGGUCGGACAACAGAACCUGCGAACAGCGGGAAGACAACGAAGUCGCCGACGAAGAGAAUUGCGAAAAUAAGAAACCGCCGUGUUCUCAUCAGUGCCGAGACACCGAACUGGGACCGAAAUGCAUCUGCGAUUCGGGUUUCUCACUCAGCGAGGACGGACACACGUGCGAUGAUAUCGACGAGUGUGAAACCCCCGGAUUAUGCUCGCACACGUGUCUUAAUACGGAAGGCAGUUAUCAUUGCUCCUGCCCCGAAGGGAUGAUCAAAUCUCAAGAAGAUUCAUCGAAAUGUAGCGACGUAGACGAGUGUUCGACAAACGUUCAUCGAUGUUCGCACGGCUGUAUCAACGAGUUGGGGAGCUACAAGUGCAAUUGCUCGGCUGGUUACAUUCUUGCCGAGGACAACAGAACUUGCAGAGACGUUGACGAAUGUUUGGAAAAAAGUCACGGAUGUUCGCACGACUGCGUCAACGCCGAUGGCAGCUAUUCGUGCUCAUGUCCUCCAGGUUUGCGACUCAACGCGGAUGGAAACACCUGCAGCGAAACGCCGAAGUCAUGCGACGACGCGCGAUGCGAUGCAUCGAAAUGCGUAACCAACGAGGAAACUGGAAAAUGCGAUUGCCCGACGGGAUUCACCCUGGGAAGGGAUGGGGAGACGUGCGAUGACGUGGACGAGUGCGAAUCGGACGAGUACGAUUGUUCCCACGAUUGCGUGAACACCCCGGGAAGCUACAGAUGCACUUGCCCGGACGGUUUGAAGCUUUUCGAGGACGGUUUGAACUGCGAAGACGGUUCGUGUCCGGAGGGGCUGCGUCAGGACGACAACGGCGAAUGCCAGGACAUAGACGAAUGUCGAGAAGAUGACCACGACUGUUCGCACGAGUGCGUGAAUGAGAAGGGCACUUACCGCUGCGCCUGUCCGGAUGGAUUGACCUUGGGAGAAGACGAAGUUACUUGCGAACAGACGAACGCAUGUCUGGGCGCGCCGUGUAGCCACGAAUGCGUGCCGGACGGCAAAAACUACGAAUGCAAAUGUCCUGCCGGAUACGAGUUGAAAGAUGACGGCGUCGAGUGUCAGGAUAUAGACGAGUGCGCGGAUCUGGAGAUCCACGGAUGUCUACACGGCUGCGUGAACACCCAGGGAGGGUACAAUUGCACCUGUCCGUCUGGCUUUUACUCCCUCGACGAGGAAAAGUCUUGUCAGGACAUAAACGAGUGCGAGGAUCGAGAUUUCAAACACGAAUGCUCCCAUACAUGCGUGAACACCGUCGGGGGCUACAACUGCACCUGUCCACCUGGUUGGAAGCUUUCCCCGAAUCAUAGAUCGUGCGAUAUUCACGAUCCGUGUCUCAACGGUUCGCACGGAUGUUCGCACGUUUGCGAACACGACGGCGGUGACAUUCGUUGCGGAUGUCCGGAAGGAUUUGAACUCGGUGAUGACGAUAAGACCUGCGGUGAUGUCGACGAGUGUACGGAUGAAACGACGCACGGCUGCUCGCACCUUUGCAUAAAUUACGAAGGAGGAUAUCGAUGCUCCUGUGAGUCCGGAUUCACCCUGAGAACGGACAACAGGACAUGCGAAGAUGUCGACGAAUGUCUUGGCGAACACGGCUGCUCGCACAGUUGCCUCAAUGAAAUUGGUCGGUUCAAAUGCGUCUGUCCACCGGGUUAUAUGAUUUCGGACAACGGGACCGACUGUGAAGACAUCGACGAGUGCGUUCAGGAAAUUAACGAGUGUUCGGACGAUUGCGUAAACUCAGAAGGCAGCUACAGGUGUUCGUGUCCAGCUGGAUUCACGCUUGGAAUGGAUCAACGAACUUGUCAGGACGUCGACGAGUGUUCGAACGCCGAUCACGGCUGUUCGCACGAGUGCGAGAAUUUCGAAGGAGGAUACUCCUGCUACUGUCCGGACAGUCUGACCAUCAGCGAGGACGACAAGACUUGCGUUGAUUUGGACGAGUGCGCGAUUGAACACAAUUGCAGUCAUACGUGUGUCAAUGUAUUCGCCGGGUACAAUUGCACGUGUCCCGAAGGAUACGAGUUACACGAAGAUCAACGAACUUGUCGAAAGAUUGAUUUCUGUACUUCGGAUCACGGAUGUUCACACUCCUGCAGAAGUAUCGUCAACGGUUUCGAGUGCGAGUGUCCUUCCGGUUACGAGUUGAGUACGGAUAAAAAAACUUGCGACGACAUCGACGAAUGUCUCGAUGGAAACGAUAUCGACAAUCUAUGUUCUCACGAGUGUUCGAACACCCCCGGAUCCUACGUAUGCGAAUGUCCCGUCGGAUAUAAAAUUGGAAAUGAUAAAAGAAAUUGCGAGGAUAUAAACGAAUGCGUCGUGAACAACGGCGGUUGUUCGCACCUUUGCGCCAAUACUGACGGCGGGAUGGAAUGUGCAUGCAUGGAUAAUUAUAGCCUUCUGGAAGACGACGGUAAGACCUGCGUGGAGGUGGACAAAUGCUUUUUCGAUAACGGAGGCUGCUCGCAUUUCUGUCACUACGUGAACGGCACCGUUACCUGCUCGUGUCCCGAAGGUUUGAGUCUCCUACCGACCAACGACUCGAUCUGCCACGAGAACGACAAGUGUUUGGCGAACAACGGCGGGUGUUCGGAUAUCUGCACUUUUCUUCACGGUUCGGUCACAUGCUCCUGUUCCGAUGGUUACCAAUUAUCAGAAAACGACGAUACCGCCUGCGUCGACGUCGACGAGUGCGGAGAAAAUCUGGACAAUUGCACACACUUAUGUGUCAACGUGGAGGGCGGUUUCGAAUGCGAAUGUAACCGAGGGUUUACCGUAAAUGGAGAUGACCCGGCGUUGUGCGACGACGUUGACGAGUGCGAAGAGGAUAACGGUGGCUGCUGGCACCACUGCGUGAACACGGUGGGUUCGUUUUACUGUACUUGCAAAUCGGGUUACAGUCUGGACCUCGACAAUUUCACUUGUUCGUUAACGAACGGGUGCCACGAAAACAACGGGAACUGUUCCCACCAUUGCCACAACAAGAACGGAGUUCCGGAAUGCUCAUGUUCGCCGGGGUUCAAGCUGGGCACCGACCAAAAAUCAUGCAAUGACGUGGACGAAUGCGAGGAGUUCGAAAACGACAUAUAUUCCGGCUGCUCUCACAAAUGUGUCAAUAUUCCGGGUGGUUAUCAUUGCGAAUGUCCCGAGGGAUACGUCCUGCUUCCGGAGGAUAAGAAAACCUGCAUCGACGUUGACGAGUGUCUUCACCAGAGUCACAACUGUUCGCACAAUUGUUUAAACCUCCUAGGAAGCUACAUAUGCACUUGUUACGAUGGACAUUAUCUGCACCAGGAUAACGAAACGUGUUUGGACAUCAACGAGUGUAACGAUAACAAUGGAGGAUGUUCGAACAAAUGCGUCAAUACUGUUGGGAGUUACCACUGCGAGUGUCCCGACGGAUUCGAACUGAAGGACGACGAAAAAGAUUGCGAAGAUAUCGACGAGUGCAAGAACGGAAUAGCUGUAUGUUCUCACGAAUGUAUCAACCUUCCGGGUUCUUGGAAAUGCAUUUGUCCGGACGGUCAUAUUUUACUGACCAACGGAACCUGCGUCGAUGUGGACGAAUGCAAAAUUGAAAACGGAGGAUGUUCGCACGCCUGCUUCAAUAUUCCCGGCGGUGUCAGAUGCAGUUGUCCGAUAGGACUGGAACUGGAAGACGACGGAAAAAUCUGUUCCGAUAUCGACGAGUGCCUGACGAACAACGGCGGGUGUUCGGACAUCUGCACAAAUCAUGACGGCACUUUCAAAUGCGGAUGUUCGAAAGGAUUUCACCUCGAUCACGAUUACAAAACUUGCAUCGACACGAACGAAUGCGAAACGAAAAAUGGCGGUUGUUCGGACACCUGCGUAAAUCGAAACGGAACGUAUCACUGCCAAUGUCCCAUCGGUUUUCACCUGGCGACGGAUGAAAAAACUUGCCGCGAUACAAACGAGUGCGAACUCGACAACGGCGGAUGUUCCCACGACUGUUUCAACACCCCGGGUUCAUUUUACUGCGAUUGUCCGACGGGAUUGAAUCUCCGCGGUAAAAUUUGUCAUUCGACGAAUCCUUGCGACAUCGGUAACGGAGGAUGCGAGCAAAUAUGCGAAAGCGAAGACACCGGGGUGAUAUGUUCUUGUAGAAAAGGUUGGGCAAUACACGCUGAAAAUUCUUCUCGGUGCGUCGACGUCGACGAAUGCGAGGCGAAGAGUCACGGAUGCGAUCAAAUUUGCAUCAAUACUCUCGGAUCGUACGAAUGCAGGUGUGAGGAUGGAUUCUUGAAAAUCAAUAACACCUGUACCGAUAUCGACGAAUGUCUGAACGAUGUUUGCGAUAAAAAUCGUUGCAUAAAUACGCUGGGAAGUUACCAUUGCCAGUGCGACACGGGCUUCGAAUUUCGCGGAGGUUCUUGCGUAGACAUCGACGAAUGCGCCAUGGGAGUACCGUGCAGGGGUCGUUGCGUAAACACAGAGGGAUCUUAUCGAUGUGCUUGCGCCGUGGGUUUUCAAUCUCUGGGAACUACAUGCGUGGAUAUAAACGAGUGCGAGAUAAACAACGGAGGCUGCCAUCACGAAUGCGUGAAUACGAUGGGAUCGUACAAGUGCGCUUGUAAGCUCGGAUACACCGUUAAUUCCAGGGGCAAUUCCCGUUGUCAGGAUGUUAACGAGUGCUUGAACCAGAACGGUGGAUGCAACGGAGACUGCGUUAAUACACCUGGAAGUUUUUACUGCGCUUGCAGCGACGAUUUGAUAUUAGAUACAAACCAGAGAACGUGCGUACCGCGAGUAUCGAGAUGCCGAGCCAUGGAGGUUCCGCGCAACGCCGAGGUCAGAUGUCCCGGUCACCCUUCCGGUGCUUUGGAUUACCCGCAGGGGGCGAGGUGUCACGUAAGAUGCAGACGAGGGUUUAAAUUGGAGGGUCCGCACGUGAGGCAUUGCACAGCUCACGGAAAAUGGAACGGCAAAGAACCAUCUUGUCAAAGUAUGCCUAGACCAUUUAUCAGGUGUCCGACCGACAUCGACGUUGAACUACCUACGAGACAAAAUACCGCGAGAGUAUCGUUCCCCCAACCAAAGUCAAAUAUGGACUGGUGGCGAUACAUCGACGCGUCUCCUUCUUGGGGAAAAAAUCUUCAAGGUGACCUUGGCCCUGGAACAACCGUCAUUUCCUUCACCGCUUGGUCACCGGUAACCAACCACACGAGUACUUGCAGAGUCGUGAUUCGUGUACGAGAUACGGAAAGUCCGAGAAUGUUCGGUUGCCCGAAGUCUUUCGAAGUUCGUUUGAAUCCAGGAGAAAAGUACCGAACAAUUUUUUGGUCCGAACCCGAGUUCACGGAUAACGUGAAAGUCGAACAGGUCUACAAGUCCAAAGAACCAGGCGAUGUGCUGUACGCCGGAACCCACAACGUUCGCUACACCGCAUCGGAUGCUGCUGGAAACCGAGCGGAUUGUCAUUUCUCCGUAACUAUUCUGGAAGCUGAAAACCGCAGGGAACAACCGCAGAGAACGACUUACAGAAAAAUGCUCAUGUGUCCUGGUAAAGCUCCCCAAGUGCUUCCGGCCACUUCGUACAUGUGGCAGGUCCCUCCUGGAUGUUACAUGAGGUACACCAAGGUGUUUUCGGGGUCUUACACCUUCCAGCAUUAUCACACCCUACAGGAUAACGGAUACCAGAACGCCAGGGCUGCUUAUCAUCAGGUUCAUCCUGUCCAAGUUAUUCGGCGAACUCAGAAUCCGAACUACGGAUACGUCGAUUGUAAGUAUCGCCAAUCAAGACAACAACAACAACAACAACAGAAUUAUCAAAUUCAACUGCAACAAUUCCGUCAACUCCAACUACAACGGCAGCAGCGUUUGGAGGAACAGCAGCGGCAGCAGCAGCAGCAGCAGCAGUCGUACUAUCAUCGAAGUAAUUCCGGAUUCAAGCAGAAAAAGUACUCCGGAAGAGGUCACGUUGAAACCAGGAUAAUACCUCGUACCAAGUGUUGUUCGUAAUAGAUUCACGUUACGCUACAAAUAUAAGGCAUUUCGUACGAAAUUGACCAACGUAUGGAAUUACUUUUCACUAUUUCCGAUCAGAUUUACUUAAUUCUCCUACUCGUUCAGAAAUUGGAAUCAUAUUAAAAUCAGAUUGCAGAUCAUUUUCGAUCGUAUUCGGAAGUGGUGAACAUUUUCCAGGAUAAUCGAACCGUAGCGUAUCUUUUUUUUGGUCUCAUUAUGAAACAACCACGUUCGCGAAAUAAUGUCUCCUCCAAUCAGAUAUAGUGAGGGAAAGAUAAUUAUAAUCGAAUAAUUAGCAUGCGAUGCCUCGUAUACGAUACAUCCAUAUGAAUAUACAUUCGUUAUAUCACAUACUAUAUGAUUGAAAAUCCAGUGCAGCAGAAUCAAAGUUCCUGGUCGAAAAAUACAUUAAACUAUAGUAUAUAGUUUUAAAAAAAAUUCGGAGUUGUCUGAUAAAAAUUCUUUUCUUUUUCCAUCGCCAUUAAAAGAAGAAAAAAUUAUUGAUCGCAGCUUUAUAUAUAUAUGAUUAUCGUAAUUAUAGAUACGCGUA